AUGAGUGGCCGCAACAGAUCCUGCUCUUCUUAUGGUGUGUCGGAGGAAGGUGAAGAAGGCGGUGUUUUUAUUCAAUGGUAUGCGAAGUACACUACCAGUUCAGCCGCCAAUUCGCCUGUGAUAUGUCCGCUGACCACAUCAAGGAUUAGUUGGGCUACCGAAUGGCAGGCGCCGAACUUCAUGAAUGCAACCAAGAUGCGAUGCGAACAGACUCUUCCAUCCCCAAGUCCUCCACAUGGACCCCGCCUGUCGCACACCUCGAUUUGA
Pseudocercospora fijiensis CIRAD86 is the source of this 267-nucleotide messenger RNA. RefSeq lists its product as uncharacterized. Bases 1 to 267 code for a protein of 88 amino acids. The transcript has 3 exons. NCBI's taxonomy places the organism in Eukaryota, Fungi, Ascomycota, Dothideomycetes, Mycosphaerellales, Mycosphaerellaceae. The record is from RefSeq and is a predicted model, not a curated record.